Molecule: messenger RNA, 1625 nt
Organism: Phlebotomus argentipes
Lineage: Eukaryota; Metazoa; Arthropoda; Insecta; Diptera; Psychodidae
Gene: Polr3C
Product: DNA-directed RNA polymerase III subunit RPC3
Exons: 4
Coding region: 79-1617 (512 amino acids)
Biological process (GO): DNA-templated transcription
Cellular component (GO): RNA polymerase III complex
Molecular function (GO): single-stranded DNA binding
Source: RefSeq, a predicted model, not a curated record
UGCGUGGUAUUUUUGCCAUUUUUGCAGGUCAAAAAUACGCAAUUUUCUUAGGGAUUUUCACCAGAUAACAGCCCAAAAAUGACUGAUCAGGAGGGCGAACUGUGUUCAGUGAUCCUGGAGCAGCAUUUUGGGGUGAAUGUGCAGAAAAUCGGGAAGGAAUUGUUUACAGGAUCGAAAACUCUUUUAGGACUCAUAAAAUCAACAAGUCUGACCAAGAAUGAGGUCUCUCAGGCCCUCGCCGUGCUGCUGAAGUUCCGUCUGACCACUUUCGAAGUGCCCACGGGCAAGACGUUCGCCGAGUAUUCGCUCAAGACGGACCACAUUCUGCGCAUCCUGCGCUAUCCGCGCUACAUCUUCUACAUGCAGUCCAAGUACGGACACACGGCGGCUCUGCUGGUGGAGGAACUCCUGCGCGCGGGCUGCGAGACUGCCACAAAUCUGAUUGGCAAGUCCGUGCUGAACUCGGAGAGCAAGGAGAAGAACACGGUGAUUGAGCAUCGAGACAAGUUCCUGGAGCUGAUUCAAGGGAACUUCUUCAUUAGGGCCAUUCUGGGUGAGAAUGCCGAGGAGCUGCGCGAAGCCACGAGAAGCGAUCCGACGCUGCUCUUCCAGAAGCCCGAGAUCGAUGUGCAGGAGUUGCUGUCGCUGCAGGAGGGAAAAACGCUGUCCAGCACGCGGGAUUCGGGUGUGUAUUGGCACGUGAACUUCGAGAAGUUCCACCAGCACUUCCGGGAUACGAUUGUGCUGCAGGCGAUCGAGAGGAAGAUCAAUGCGAACGCCAGCGAGUGCUUUAAAUACUUCCUGCAGUCGAUGUAUCUGCGCACGGAUCCGUGGAAGUUCUCAUCGAAUCCCAUUCCCUUCGCCGAGAUCCGCUCGUUCUGCGACAAGCAGUCCGGCAAUGCGGAGCUGAAGCGAUACCUUGAGCAGUACAUCUCGGUCAUCAUCGAGGAUCCUCUGACGGUGCUGAGCAAGUAUUCAGAGACCGGCGGCGGGCAGUUCAUCGUGCAGAUGAAGAAAGUGUUCGAGCAGCUGGCGUGGACGCACAUAGAGAGCAUCAUAAUGGAGAAGUUUGGCGCGAAGGCGGCGAGAAUCUUCCGCGUGGUGCGCAUGAAGAAGCUGAUCACGCAGGAGGACAUCCAGAAGGAGGCCAUGAUUCCGUCCAAGGAGGCGAAGCAGCUCACGUACACGCUGGAACAGAGUCACUUCCUCCAGAUUCUGUCCCUGCGCAAGCCGGGCAGCAGCGGAACUGGUCCCGUGAAGAACUUCAAUCUCUUCUACGCCGAGCAAAAUCAGAUCAUUAGAACGCUGACGCAGAUUUGCUUCAAAGCCCUUUUCAAUGGAAUUACGCGAUCGAAUUACGAUUUAUCGGUGAAUCGAAGACUGAUCGACAAAUCACAGAGGCUAGAGAGUGUGGUUGAAGCUAUGAAAGAGCGAGGCGAAUCGGAGGAAUACAUUAUGGACAUCUUGGAGACGCUGACGCCGCCUGAAAGGGAGAUUCUGGAGAAGGUGAAGAUCAGAAUCAAGAAUCUGUACAGUGCAGAAAUCGGUCUGGAUGAGUCGCUCUUCCUCAUGGAAAUGUACCAAUUCUACCACAAAGAGAGCACGGAGAAAGCGUAGUUGAAUGG